AUGCUUGAAUUUGUUUGCACCAUGGUAAGAAUAUCUGAGGUUUUGGAGUUUUGUAGACCUUAUUUUAAAGAGGAAGCAUGUCUCAUCGCAAGUUUGAACACCCAAGACAUGGCUCUUUGGGAUUUCUUCCAAGGAAAAGAGCAGCCCGCCACAGAGGAAAAGGGUAAUAUUCCCUGUAGAAGUUCUAAGUUCCUCAACAUGUGUCCACAUUGGAAUGCUACUGUAUGCAUAGUUGGCUUGAAGGCCUUCCCAAAAGAUGAUCCAACCAAAUCUUGCAGUUUGACUGCUUUCCUGGGAUACAAAGCCGGAAUGACCCAUAUUGUGAGAGAUGUUGAAAAACCAGGAUCAAAGCUACACAAGAAGGAAACAUGUGAAGCAGUUACAAUUAUUGAAACACCGCCAAUGGUGGUGGUUGGGGUUGUUGGUUAUGUGAAGACUCCCCGUGGUCUCCGUUCUUUGGACACAGUGUGGGCUCAGCAUCUGAGUGAGGAGGUGAAGAGGAGAUUCUACAAGAACUGGUGCAAGUCUAAAAAGAAGGCAUUCACCAAGUACUCAAAGAAAUAUGAGAGCGAAGGUGGGAAAAAGGAUAUCCAGGCUCAGUUGGAGAAAAUGAAGAAGUACUCCUCUGUGAUUCGUGUUUUGGCCCACACUCAGAUUAGAAAAAUGAAGGGAUUGAAGCAGAAGAAAGCCCAUCUGAUGGAGAUUCAGGUGAAUGGUGGAGACAUUGCAAAGAAGGUUGACUAUGCUUACAGUUUGUUUGAGAAGCAGAUUCCUGUUGAUGCUGUUUUCCAGAAGGACGAGAUGAUUGACAUUAUUGGGGUGACCAAGGGGAAGGGUUAUGAGGGUGUGGUGACACGUUGGGGUGUGACCCGGCUUCCACGUAAGACCCAUCGUGGGCUGCGGAAGGUAGCCUGUAUUGGUGCCUGGCAUCCAGCUAGGGUUUCAUUUACUGUUGCCAGGGCUGGGCAGAAUGGUUAUCAUCAUCGUACUGAGAUGAACAAGAAGAUUUACAAGCUUGGAAAGGCUGGGCAAGAGUCACACUCUGCAAUGACUGAGUUUGACAGGACUGAGAAGGAUAUUACACCAAUGGGAGGUUUCCCACACUAUGGUGCAGUGAAAGAGGAUUAUCUUCUAAUGAAGGGCUGCUGUGUGGGUCCUAAAAAGCGGGUUGUUACCUUGAGGCAGUCACUUCUGAAGCAGACAUCUAGGGUUGCUUUGGAGGACAUUAAGCUCAAGUUUAUUGAUACGUCAUCCAAAUUUGGCCAUGGUCGUUUCCAAACUACCCAAGAGAAGGCUAGGUUCUACGGCCGGCUGAAGGCUUAA
This is a messenger RNA of Prunus armeniaca (apricot), 1323 nucleotides long. The record is from the annotation of a GenBank genome assembly. NCBI's taxonomy places the organism in Eukaryota, Viridiplantae, Streptophyta, Magnoliopsida, Rosales, Rosaceae.